Messenger RNA from Drosophila rhopaloa, 800 nucleotides. It is a transcript of the gene VepD, whose product is annotated as ventrally expressed gene D protein. The record is from RefSeq and is a predicted model, not a curated record. Bases 117 to 362 code for a protein of 81 amino acids. The transcript is spliced from 2 exons. NCBI's taxonomy places the organism in Eukaryota, Metazoa, Arthropoda, Insecta, Diptera, Drosophilidae.
GGUGGCACAAGCCUCGAGCGAGAACUUUAGUUUCCGGCUCAGUCUUCAACUGCUUAGCGGCCAGGACACACAGCUAGUCAGCGGAAUAAAUCAGCGCCUCUUCCCGAACAGCCAAGAUGAUACCGCAAAACGAGAAUCCGCCUUCGAUCCAGGAUACUUACAUUGAGGAACCCCAGUUCUCUGACCACUGUGGCCAGAGUCGUUGUGGCCAGGCACAGACUGCCUUGGAGGUCUAUCAAAGAAUCCUGCAUCGAAUUCAUAACCAGCCCCAAGAAAACGACACAAAAGCUAGUGAAAACGAUCUGAUGAAGCAGAUUUGGCUGGCCAGCUUUACGGGCAGGCCCAUACAAUAUAAUUGUUAGUUAAAGAAGCCCCACGAUUGCAAUACCAUUGUUAAAUAUAUACAAAUAAAUUUAUAAGUUUAAAAACCGAAUUCAAAGUGGCUUACAGUUGAUCUAAAAUAUGCUCAAUCCGAAAAAGUAAAAUUACAAAAGAUAAGAUAAGAUAUUUUUUUAAACCUUUAUUAGUUUGUCCUUAGUUUAAAUUCCUUAUCACUAAAAAGUAGAGCUACUUACCCAUAGCUUAGAUCUGAAACAAAACUGUAUUAGGAAAGAAGUAUGAAAUUUUUUAGUUAUGCAGCAACUUUAAUUGUUUAUUAAUUUUCUGUUUGGUUCAUUUAUAAAUUCAUAAUGGUUUAUUAACUUAUUUUCAAACGCCUUUUAAUGUCUUGUAGUCCAAAAUGGAUUUUGAUCUGCACUUAUUUUCAUUUCAUUAAACAAUGUGAUAAUUUCAUCCCGUUU